UGCUUUGGGACCUUGGGGAGGUUUUCCAGCUGUGCCGGAGUCACAGCUGUGAUGAUCUGUUCCCUUUAAUUCACGUUUGUUGGGUUCGUGGGGCAGAUGUGCUGUUACUAGUUACUCGUACAGUUACUAAGAUCGUACAGAAACUUUUUCACUGCUGCUGUCUCACUGCAGACUGGAGAUACGUCUGAGCGCGCUCUCUCUCUCUCUCUCUCUCUCUCUCUCAAACCCUCUCUCUGUCUCUCACUCUCUCUCUCUCACACACACACACACACACACACACUCACUCACUCUGCAACACGUCUACAAAAAGAGGCGGAACCGAGACAGUGAAGUUUGUUCGGGAUUUUUCUUUUGUUUGGCGAAAUUAGUGACAGGUCCGGUACCGUCUUGGAAAAAAUUGUCUCAGUGAGUGAGUUUAUGUAUGUGUGAGUGAGUGAGUGAGUGAGUGAGUGAGAGAGAGAGAGAGAGAGAGAGAAAGAGAAAGAGAAAUGGAUGUAAAAGUGGCGCUGUUUGUGCUGUGUGCGUACUGCGCAUGCGCGAUGUGUAACACGGGUCCCAAUGAGGAGCUGAUAAUUGAUCGAUAUUCAUUACCGACCCGCUGUGGCAGAGAGGUUCAGGUCGGUGAUUAUGUACGGUACCAUUACACCGGAUCGUUUCCGGACGGGAGGAUCAUCGAGUCCAGUGAGCAUAAGGGCAUGGCAUUUGUUGGACUGGUGGGUGUGGACAGUAAGGUGAUUCCAGGCUUGGACAGAGGAGUGAUGGGGAUGUGUGUGAAUGAGAGGAGGAAGAUCACCAUUCCCCCUCACCUUGGAUAUGGAAUCUCUGGAGCUGGUACAGUGAUUCCUUCAGAUGCAACUCUGGUGUUUGAUGUCGUGUUGUUGGACGUGUGGAAUAAGGAUGAUGGUGUGGACACUCGACUGCUCUUUAAGCCAAUGUCCUGUCGCCGCUCAGUGCAGCAUGGUGAUUUUGUGCGAUAUCUGUAUAAUGGCUCAUUGAUUAAUGGCACAAACUUCGAGUCCAGUUAUGGACAAUAUGUCACAUAUGACACAUACGUGGAUGAAGAUCACCUGAUCAGCGGCAUGGUGCAGGGGCUAAUGGGAAUGUGUGUGGGAGAGAAACGCUCCAUCAUCAUCCCACCAUUUCUAGCCUAUGGGGAGAAAGGAUAUGGCGUGAUGGUGCCGGCUCAUGCAACGGUGGUGUUUGAUGUGCUGCUCAUUGAUGUGUUUAAUGUGAAGGAUGAUGUUCAGGUGGAGGUUCUCCAUGUUCCUCAGCCCUGCAGAAGAAAAUCAAAGAAAGGAGACUUUAUACGUUAUCACUACAAUGGAACAUUCCAGGACGGAACACUGUUUGACUCCAGCUACCAGCGCAAAAGUACAUACAAUACCUUUGUGGGUUUGGGUCAUGUGAUCGCUGGAGUGGAUAAAGCCUUGCAAGAAGUGUGUGUGGGAGAGAAGAGACACAUCAUCGUUCCUCCACACCUCGCCUAUGGAGAGAAUGGGACAGGUGACCUUAUUCCAGGUUCAGCCGUGUUGAUCUUUGACCUCCACAUCAUUGACUUCCACAAUCCAAAAGACUCAGUGGAAGUUCAAAUUACCCACAAACCCCUGCAGUGUAACAGCACCAGCACCAAUGAUGACCUUGUCAUCUACCACUACAAUUGCUCUCUGCUAGACGGAACCCGACUUUACUCCUCUAAUGACUUGGGCAGACCUGCACAGGCAAUGCUGGGUCAAGCAGAGGUCAUCGAGGGGCUGGAUCAAGGGUUGAAAGGCAUGUGUGUUGGUGAGAAGAGGGAGGUGAUUGUGCCCCCCCACUUUGGACAUGGACAAAAUGAAGGUUCAGUAGUUCCAGCAGAUGCUGUGUUAAUUUUUGAACUGGAGUUGUUGGAUUUGCGUAAAGGCGUUCCUCAGGGCUUCCUGUUUGUCUGGUUGGAGGAGAUUCCUGAUCCUCUGUUCAGCUUCAUGGACCUUAACCAGGAUGGAGAAGUUCCACUGGAGGAGUUCACAGCAUUCAUCAGGCUGCAGGUGUCAAUGAGCAAAGGUCGUCUCCACCCUGCAAUGGAUGCUGAUGUAAUCAUCAGAGAGAUGUUCACCAGCCAGGAUCAGAACGCUGAUGGGAGAAUCACAGUGGAUGAGCUGAGACUUCAGACGGACAAGACAACAGGACACGAUGAGCUAUGAGAAAGAAACAUGCGGGAUAUCAUCAGUAAAGUGAUGCCAUCAGUAAAGGCACAUUGCAUUGUGGGAACAAUCUGCCAUUUUUGUUGUAAAUAGAUCUCUUUAAGCUGUGUUCUACUUGAGUCCAAAAGUUACAUCAAUAUUUGAGUAAUUAUUAAAGUUCCUCAUUGUCAUAUCUCAACCCGGCCAGGACUCAGUUUCCCAAGAAGCAACACUCACCUCCCAUGCACGCAUGCGCUCACCAUCCCUGGAGUUCUAAUCUUCCACACCUGUCACUAAUCACACACACACUCUCUCCACUAGUAUUUAGAGAGUCAUUCGCCAAAUGUUCAUUGCGAAGUAUACGUUUAGUAGACUUGUUCUCUGUGUUUCCAAGCCUUUCACAUUCGUUUGCUAUCUUUGUUAUCUCGACCUCUUUUCCCGUUUACGACUACGCUUUCUGCCUGUCCCCGUGUGCUUUGUUUGUCCAAUCGCCUGACCUUUGCUUGUUUUACGACUAUGUCUUUGGAACUACCCUUUACUACGCACCCGCUUCUGCUUCUGUGCCGACUCCGGUUCGUGACACUCAUGUUCAUAGUUGACUUAUGCAGCUGAUUAUGUUAAUUUGAGCUGCACAUUCAGAUUAUUAAAACCACUAAAGAUAAACAUAAAUUUCAGCAGGACAGAUUGUGGUUACAUCAAACUGUCAGACAGUGGUGCUGGACUUGCUAUAGGUUCUCGCUGGAGGCAACAUCCUGCAAGAAAAAUGUGAUUACAUUCAAGGUCAGAAAUACACAAGGUCAUAAUUCUACACUUAUUACAUAUUACAUAUAUAAUGUUACAUUUAACCUCUGGCUAAUUUUCCCAUUUCACCAUCCAUAUUUCCGGUAUGAGAAGAACUAAUUUGUAUCUUUUUCCUUUUAUGACCAUUUAAAAGAUGCAAGGGCAGUUAACACUUGACAGAGACAGUGGAAAGCCUCUUUUAAAAAGCCAGGAUACGGAAAUAAUCACUCAAAAUGUAAAAUAUUUACCAUAUUGCCUAGCCAGUGACAUGGUUCAUGAGCUGCACAUGAUCAGUUUCAUGACAAAAAUGUAUAGAUUAUGUGGAAAUUGUUUGAUGAUGUGAAAACCAACUGUACCUUAAUUUGUACUGUAGAGAAUGGGCUUUUUACUUCAAUUCAAUUUAAUUUUAUUUGUAUAGCACUUUUAACAAUGGACAUUGUCUCAAAGCAGCUUUACAGAAACAUAUAAACACAGGAUACAGAUUUUAAAUGUGUGAAUUUAUCCACAUUGAGUGAGCCGGUGGUGACGGUGGUGAGGAAAAUCUCCCUAAGAUGAUAUGAGGAAGAAACCUUGAGAGGAACCAGACUCAGAAGAGAAACCAUCCUCAUCUGGUUUAAUUGCUCUAGUGGCAAACAAACACUCAUAAAACAAAAGAUAUAUUUUAAAUCAAUUAGAUAUUUAGGUUGAAUAGAUUAUACAUUCCCCUAAAAAAGUGUUGGAAAAGCAAGACCAGUUCUUUUUUUUUUUUGCUAUACCCUGAAGACAUUUGGGUUUGAGAUAGAUCAAAAGAUGAAUAUUUGAAGUGAUCAAAAAUAUUGGAACAUAAAAUAUUGGAUAGAUGUUUCUUGCUGCCCAGGUCUGCCCUGUUAAAUUGAUUGUUUAAAGAGCUAAUAGCUCUGAAUGUCUACUCUUGGUUUGAGCCCUAGGUUUCGCCUGUGAAGACUGCAUUUGUUGCUAAAAAUGAUAAACCAACAUGAAGACCAGAGAGCUGUCUAUGGGAGAAAAGCAAGCUAUUUUGAAGAUGAGAAAAGAGGGGAAAGCAUUGGGCUUAGCCAGUACAAUUUGGAAUGUCCUGAAAAAGAAAGAAACAACCAGAUAUGGAACAGGUUGGCCAAGGAAAAAAAACAGUUGAUGACAAACAUUGUGUGAGCUGUGAAGAAAACCGCAAAUACAACAGUUAGUAACAUCACCAACAACCUUCAGAGGCAGGGGUGAAGGUAUCAUAAUCAAGUACAUAAAUAUAGAGGCCAUACCAGAAGAUACAAACCACUCAUGAGCAGUAAGAAUCAGAAAGCCAGACUGAAAUUCGCAAAGAAAUACACAGAUGAUCCACAAAAGUUCUGGAACCAAGACGAACCACUAUCAAAGUGGGUGUGUCUAAAUGAUCAAAUUAGAGUUUGGAACACAGGGGAUGUAAUACAGCAGGGUGGAACUAUAUAAAUCGUUUUAACACAUUUUUUUCUAGUAAACAAUAUCUCUAAAGAUACAUCAGCUGUGUGUGUGUGUGUGUGUUACGAACAUUACAUGCUGCAGUGCGAGAAAGCUUCACAGCAAGUAAUCAAAGCUUUUUAGAUUUUAUUCACUGAAUCACUGAUCUUAAUGGUGUUGCAUUUAAAAUUUCCUGCUGGGGGAAGCAUUACCCACAUUUCACAGACCUUACAUAGCAAUACAAGCAAGGAGACAGAGUCCUAAAUCCUGACUGAUAGAUUUCAUGAAUGUUAUUCCUAUGCUAUUCCUUAUGCUGGGAAGUUUUAUAUUGGCCUAUAACUGGACAGCUGAUGGUUUGAAUUCAGGCUUUUUAAUCAGGAGUUUUAUAACUGCUAAUUUAAAAGAAUUAGGUACGUCGCCAAUGCUAAGGGAAGAACUCGUUAUUUUUACAAGAGAUUUGAUUACUUCUGGUAUUUUUGAAGUAUGUUGGUAAGGCAUCUAGUACACAAAUGUACUAGAUUUUGAUGAGAAAUUAAUGACAUUUUUCAGACUCUUGAAGGGGAAAAAAAUAUUCUACUUUCUGAUCUGAUGUGUUUAUAUUGUCUACUUCGUCACUGAAAAAAUGCAUAAAGUCUAGAGUGUAGCAGAACACUCACCUGAUCACGUUCUCUGGGAUCAGAUGGUGAUCCAAACAAGGUUGAUAACUCCGAGAUUAUUGAUAAAACUCGGUGUGGUGAAUGUACGUGAAUGUAAGCUUACGUGAAUGUAAGCUUACGUGAAUGUACGUUUGAUGCGGUAGCAUGGUGAAGUGCAUAUAUUAUGACUAAGACAUUUUAAAUGAGAUGAGAUAAUGAUCUGUGAUAGUUUCAGAAUGUGGGAAUGUGACUAUAUUUUCUACAUUAAAUCCAAAUGUUAUUAUAUCAAGAGUCUGACCACCAUUAUGAGUGGGUGCUAUUAUGUUCUGAUUGACCCUGACUGAAUCUAGAAUGGACACAACUGCUGGUUCUUAGAGGGACUUAUUAAAAUUAACAUUAAAGUCACCAAGAAUUAAUGCUUUGUCUAAAGAAACAACCAAGUUAGAGAUUAAAUCUGCAAAUUCACCAAGGAAUU
This is a messenger RNA of Ictalurus furcatus (blue catfish), 5477 nucleotides long. It is a transcript of the gene fkbp10a, whose product is annotated as FKBP prolyl isomerase 10a. Gene Ontology annotation, molecular function: calcium ion binding; peptidyl-prolyl cis-trans isomerase activity. NCBI's taxonomy places the organism in Eukaryota, Metazoa, Chordata, Actinopteri, Siluriformes, Ictaluridae. The coding region runs from base 489 to 2180 and encodes 563 amino acids. The record is from RefSeq and is a predicted model, not a curated record. The transcript has 10 exons.